AUGGAGCGUCUCCAGGUGUGGGGAUUCUUGAGCCUCUUCAUCAUCCACGCCGCCCAGAGCACCUCACACAGCUCUCAGCCCGUCUACCUGCUGCUGGCUCCCAGGAUCCUUCGCUCCGGAGUCCCAGCAUCACUGACCGUCUCCAUCCUCACCGACUCCGAGGUCGUCGUCUCUGCCCACAUCGUCCGUGGCAACCAGACGGUGUCCUCGGCGUCCGCCACUGUGGGAGGAGGUUCAACUAAGCUGCUGACGAUGCCUCCAAUCCUCACGAGCAACUCCAGCUACAUGCACCCCUACAUCCUGGAGGUCAAAGGUCACGUGGGGACCCACCAACUUUUCUUCAACUCAACAGAGCUGCGCCUUGACUCCAAAAGCGUCUCCACCUUCAUUCAGACGGACAAACGGAACUAUCUGCCCGGGCAGGCGGUGAAGAUGCGAGUGGUUUCCAUUCAUCCUGAUGGGAAACCGUACGUCAGCUCGGUGGACGUCACCAUCGCAGAUCCGAGGGGAAACCUGCUCAGACAGUGGUUGUCUGUGGACGGCGUCCUCGGCGUCGUGUCCAGAGAGUUUCAGCUGUCUGAGAACCCUCCUCUGGGAGAAUGGACCAUCGGCGCCACAGUCGAUGGUGUUUCAAGCAAGAAGCAAAUCAACGUGGCUUAUUAUGUGCUGCCAAAGUUUGAGGUGACGAUUGACGUCCCCAAGGUCAUUUCUCACGAAGACUCUCUGUUGGGCUCCGUCACUGCAGAGUACACGUACGGGAAACCUGUCCAAGGACACAUGUUUCUAACGUUCUCCCACCAUUUUCAUGGUAUUGUAGACGAGUACGAUGAAAGUGGAGAGAUUGACGGCACAAAAGACUUCUCCUUCUCUCUUCCCGACUACCACUCGAGGACCACGCGAGCUGUGGAGAUGGAUUUUUACGAAGGAUACAUGGAGGAGCAGUAUCUAACGGUCGUGGUUAAUGUGACAGAACGUCUCACAGGUCUCACCUAUAACAGUUCGGCCAUUGUGUCUCUGGCACAAUACAAAUAUAAACUUUCCUUUCACGGCUAUUCCAAAAUGUUGAGGCCCUCAUUAACGUUUGUUGCCAUGCUGAAAAUAUCCACAUACAACGAUCAGCCGCUGACCCUGGAGGAUCGGAGAAACACGGUUCAAGUGUCGGUGAUGCAGAGGAAGGAGAGUCCGUGGAACUGGAAAAUGGAUGAGCUGUUAGAAAUGAGGCCUCGUGCGUCGAACAUGUCGGGUCCUCAAAUUCCGGAGGAGAUGCCACCUAAAGAAAUGGAGUUUCCAGUUCCUGCAGAUGGAGUCAUACCCCUCCACGUCCUGGUCAUGAAUGAAACCGAAACACUCACUCUAGAUGCAUCUUUUGUGGACGGCCACAGCACUCUUCAGCUGUACAGAAGCUACACAUCACCCAGUCACGCGUAUCUGCAGAUUCAGAAACCCUCCACCGAUGCAGAGGUCGGUUUUCCCGUCCUGCUGCACAUCGAGCAGAACUUUCCAACGACGGAGAUUCACUACAUCGUGAAGUCCAGAGGUCAGGUGGUUGCUGCAGGUAAAGGCUCCGGGGACCUGACGCUGGUCCCUGACGUCUCCUGGGCUCCUCUGGCCUGUGUCCUCGUCUACUGUGUUCGUCCUGACGGGGAGAUCGUCAACGAUGUGCUGCAGCUGCCAAUCAAACCAACUUCACACAACCAGGUUUCUCUGAGCUGGAGCCACGCGAGGACGCGGCCCGGUGAGGACGUCACACUCAGGGUGGAGGUGGCGGAGCCCGGCUCGCUGGUCGCGAUCCUGGUGGUGGACAAGGCGACACGGGGGAGGGGAUCGAACAACGACAUCACCCAGAAGAGGGUGAUGGAGGAGAUUAAGGCGUACAGCGUUUCCCCGGCUGACGCCUUCUCCGACACAUUGACAAUGGGAGAUCCGUACUCUGUCUUCGAGGUUUGUGAUCUCGUGGCUCUGACCGAUGCCAGUUUACACAAGAUGAAAAAUGCACUGAGGCCUACAUUUCGGGAGGGAAUAUACCUUUCCCAGGACGACGAUCCGCCGAUGCAGCCACAGCAGGAUCCACGAGAGCGCCUCAACUUCCCAGAGACCUGGAUGUGGCUGGACACCAACGUGAGUGACUCGGACACAAAAGAGUUGAGUGUCACUGCACCGGACAGCAUCACGACCUGGGUCGCCACCGCCUUCGUCGUGUCGGAGAACUUGGGACUGGGCGUGGUCAAAGAGCCUGCCGAGCUCACGGUGUUCCAGGACUUCUUCCUGUCCUUGAAUCUGCCGGCGUUCAUCAUCCGAGGAGAGGAGCUGCUGCUGGAGAUCAUCCUGUUCAACUACCUGCUUCACGACCUGGAGGUCAUGGUGACUGUGGCGCAGAGCGACACCUUUGAGUUCGUCUUCCCGGACGUUGAGGGGCUCGCCAUGCCCGGCAUCCGGCGGCUGUCCAUGGGGAGCCAGAGCGGGAGGGCCGUCCUCAUUCCCAUCAAGCCGCUGGUCCUCGGAGAGAUCCCCAUCUCGGUGAAGGCCAAGUCGUACGCGGCGUCAGACUUCGUGCGCAGGACGGUGCUCGUCAAGGCCGAAGGAGUCGAGCAGACGUUCUCGUCCUCGCUGCUGUUGGAGGUUUCUCCGUCACAGUCGAGCGUUUCCACGCACGUCGCCUUCACCUUACCAGCAGAUCUGGUGCAGGGCAGCGAGAGAGCUGUGGUGACGGUGAUCGGCGACAUCCUCGGCCCCUCCAUCAGCGGCCUGGACUCUCUGAUCCAGAUGCCGUUCGGCUGCGGCGAACAGAACAUGAUCAACUUCGCUCCGAGCGUCUACGUCCUGCAGUACCUGAGCGCCACGGGACAGGCCGAGCGGGACACCACGGCCCGAGCCACAGGCUACAUGCUGACAGGGUACGAGCGAGAGCUGACCUUUCAGAGGGCGGACAACUCCUUCAGUGCGUUCGGAGACCGCGACUCAUCCGGGAGCACCUGGCUGAGCGCUCUGGUGCUGAGGUGUUUCCUGCAGGCGCGCUCCUUCAUCACCAUCGACGAGCACGUGCUGCAGGGAACGGCGACCUGGCUGGUCUCCCAGCAGGGGGCCGACGGGAGCUUCGAGGAGCUCGGCCGGGUCAUCCACACCGAGCUCAAGGGAGGUCAGGACAGUCCCGUGUCCCUCACAGCGUACGUCCUCAUCGCGCUGCUGGAGGACGACAGCAUCAAGGCUCAGUAUGGGAGUCAGGUGUCUGCAGCGAUGAUGUACCUGGAGACUCGUCUGUCUCUGGGAGUCGUCAGCAACUACAGCCUCAGUCUGCUCGGCUACGCUCUGGCUCUGUCCGGCAGCUCCAGCGCCGCCACGGCAGUCAGCCAGCUGAUUGGACGAGCCGAGACGACCGACGGCGUCCCGGCGUGGUCCUCCCCGCACGCCGGCCUGUCGUCGUCGUGGCAGCCUCGCUCUGCAGACAUUGAGAUGGUGGCCUACCUGCUGCUGUCUCUGCAUAAACUGGGUCGCACCGCGGAGGGCGUCGGCCUCCUCAAGUGGCUCAGUCGACAGCGGAACCACCGCGGAGGAUUCGGAAGCACUCAGGACACAAUCGUCGCCCUUCAGGCCUUGUCCACGCUCGCAGCGUUCGGCGGCUCGCACCACUUCGACCUCGCCGUCCAAGUGACCACGGACUCGGACACCGUCGCCUCGUUCCACAUCCACCAGAGCAACUACAUGCUGCUGCAGAGUCAGCAGGUGCAGCCACAGGAGGAGCUGUUGCUGAACGUGACGGCCGAGGGUCGGGGCCUCGCCCUGUUUCAGCUCACCGUGUUUUACAACACCAGGAGCGAGAAGCUGAUGAGGAGGAGACGAGAGGUCGACGAGCACGAGGCUUUUCAUCUCGACGUGGAUCUGUGGGACGUGGACAUGACGUCACCACACCUGGAAAUCUGCAGCAGCCUGUCGGAGCAUCUGGGUCUGAGUGCGACGGGCAUGGCCAUCCUGGAGGUGGGUCUGCUGAGCGGCUUCACCGUGGCACCGGGCGCCAUCCAGACUGACGAGGUCAUACGGGCGGUGGAGAUGCAGCAGGGGAAAGUCAUUUUGUACCUGGACUCUGUGACGAUGGACGAGAUGUGUGUAAAGAUUCCGAUGGACGUGGAAUUUAAAGUCGCCAAAGUGCAGGAGGCGACUGUUUCCAUCUACGAUUAUUAUGAACCAAGACGGAGGACGGUGAGGACGUACAUGUCUGAGAAGAGGAACACCAUGUCCACCUGCUCCUUCUGUGGGGACGACUGCAGCGAGUGCCGCGCGGACGAUUAUUACGAACUCAGUUCCGCGUCGUGCAGCAGCAGCAACUUCCUGCUGCUCACUUUUCCAGCUGCUCUGCUCUUCAUCAUCCUCUUCAGCCUGUAAAUAGUCAAACGAGUUCAGGUUUAGAUGUAAAAAUGUGUCGGGCAUGUGACAUGACUUGUUAUUCUCCCUUUACUCAAAUGUGUCCGUAGUUUGUUUUCAUAUUCAUGUGCAGUUGAAGUGUGACGUAAAAAUGAUCACAUGACAAGUGAGAAAUAUUUGCAGUAUGUUAGAAGUAGGUGUGGCCUCUACAAGU
Messenger RNA from Hippoglossus stenolepis (Pacific halibut), 4570 nucleotides. RefSeq names its product CD109 molecule (gene cd109). The record is from RefSeq and is a predicted model, not a curated record. NCBI's taxonomy places the organism in Eukaryota, Metazoa, Chordata, Actinopteri, Pleuronectiformes, Pleuronectidae. Gene Ontology annotation, molecular function: endopeptidase inhibitor activity. Gene Ontology annotation, cellular component: extracellular region. The transcript is spliced from 33 exons. Bases 1 to 4377 code for a protein of 1458 amino acids.